GUGGAUUUGUUUUGGCCUAGUUUGAAAGCAAGUAGUACUUCUUCUUCUAACCCAUUGUGCACGACCGCUACGCUGUUUCUAGAUCAUCAUCAUAUUCUCCUUCAAUAUUCAUUCCUCUUUCACAGUUUCUUCAAUCAAUUCAUUACGAUCAACCAUGCAUCAAGGUGAUUACACCUCUGCUCCAUAUUACCAAUUCCCACACAUGCAACAAAACCCAAACCCAAUCCCCAAUCCUACACCCCCUCAAUCCGAUCCAAUUCCUAAUCACUACGCUUCUGCACCCCCCUUUACUCCCAAUUACGAUUAUUCUUCUACCUAUUCUCCUUACCCUCCUCAUAAUCCCGAUCACGUUCCUUCCUCAAACCCUAGUUUCAAUCCUCCUCCUUUCGAAUCAUCUAAUCCUCUUUAUCAACAACCUUCACAACCUUAUUACCCACCCUACGAUCAACAACAUCAAACGCCUCUAAAUUAUGCACCUCCUAAUCCCAAUCCCAAUUUAUAUAAUUCAUCUCCGUAUUCUGUUCCUCCGAUUCCAUCAUACGAAACCUCAUACGAGAAUCCGGUGAAAUCCGGUGGCGGUGGCGGUGCUUAUUUUGAUGACAGAUACGGAGGUAGUUUUAAUCGGAGAAAUUCUGAUUUGGGAUCUGAAUUAUACGGUAAGCGUCACGAUGGUGGUUUGUCAAGGUAUGAAUCCGUUGGUGGUGGUGGUGAUGAAGGUUAUGGAGACGGGGUGUAUGCUUAUGAAGGAGGAAAAGUGGAACCUUAUGGGGCGCGUGGUACGGCUUCAAAGUCUUCGACUUGGAAUUCUUCGUCAACACCAUCUUUUGAUGAUUUUGGGAGGCCGAUUAGUUUUUCUUCUCCGAAAGAAUCUUCGGUGGCAAGUAAGAUUGUGAAAGCUGUUCCGAAGGUUGAUACACAAGAUGAUGUGAAGAGUGGGGUGCAGAAGUUUCGAGUUAAGCUUUUGGCUGAGAGUGGUGGUCAGAGUACAAUGGAUGUUCUCUGUCAGGUUGGUUUGGAUGGACUUCGCAUGCUAGAUCCGAAUACCAGUCGGACAUUGAGAAUAUAUCCUCUUGAGAACAUAACCAGAUGUGAUAGAUUCGAUUCAUCUACCUUUGCAUUUUGGUCGAAGAGCCCUGUAGACAUCGAGCCAAGACGAAUCAGAUUACAAUCUAAUAGUUACACUACGAACACACUUUUGGAUACUGUGACUGCUGCAACCAUACAGUUCAAGGAAAUGGGUGGAAGCAGGAGGCCUGCUGAAUCAUUUAAAACAAAUGAACAGCCUGCCGAAAGAAAGAAAGGCCUUGGUGAUUGGAUGAAUAUCAUUAAACCUGCCAACGAAGAGAAAGAUCACUGGGUCCCAGAUGAAGCAGUCUCAAAAUGUACAGCAUGUGGUACUGAUUUUGGGGCUUUUAUACGCAAGCAUCACUGUAGGAACUGCGGUGAUAUUUUCUGUGACAAAUGUACACAUGGCAGAAUCGCUUUAACAGCUGAGGAGAAUGCUCAGCCAGUACGAGUUUGCGACCGAUGCAUGGCAGAAGUGACUCAAAGGCUGAGUAGCGCUAAAGAGUCAUCAAAUAAACCUCUGUUGCAGAGCCAUGAGGAUAUGGCUCGGAAACUUCAGGAGGAGUUGGAAAGAAAUCGGAAGACAUCAGGUUCAAAGUCUGACGGAUCUGGAAAACGGAUGAAGGAAGUUGCAUGUCCUAUUUGCACUGUCCAUCUGCAGGUUCAGGUACCUAGCUCAGGUUCAGAGACCAUUGAGUGUGGAGUUUGCCAGCACCCAUUUCUUGUGAGUUCUUAUUGAGAAUUCAGAUGACAUGGAUACGGAUGAAGGUGUCUUGUGUGUCAAGUUUAUAAUUCAAUUAUUUUACCGAUCUAUUACUGCUUGUUUGCACAUUAAUGAUUGGGAUUGCCUUGUGUUUACUUUUAUCUUUGGGCUUGUUUCGUGACCAUUCUUCACCUGCAUGUUGUAUUUUUGCCCAUUGAGCUCGUGUUUAUACUUUUUUAACUUUUCGUCUUCAUUUGUCCUCUUGUAUAAAAUAGAUGCCGAACUUUCAUGUAUAUCUAUGUGAAAUUCACUCUAGUUUGAGUCGCAAGUGUUUUUCUUUUAAGGAUGAGUCACUAGUGUUGAA
Medicago truncatula (barrel medic) is the source of this 2132-nucleotide messenger RNA. RefSeq names its product protein FREE1. Gene Ontology annotation, biological process: intralumenal vesicle formation; multivesicular body assembly. Gene Ontology annotation, cellular component: late endosome membrane; ESCRT I complex. The transcript is spliced from 10 exons. Gene Ontology annotation, molecular function: metal ion binding; ubiquitin binding. The record is from RefSeq and is a predicted model, not a curated record. Bases 155 to 1804 code for a protein of 549 amino acids. Lineage: Eukaryota; Viridiplantae; Streptophyta; Magnoliopsida; Fabales; Fabaceae.